ACGAACAAAUUAUUAUUUUCUUCUUUCUACAAAAUCAGGCGGACCACUUGGUACUUUCCUUAAUCCUUCCCUUCUUGUUCCUCUGUCUCAGACUCAGAGGACCUUCUCAAAGCUUUUACUUCUUUCAAUCUUCAAUACCUUCCGUUGUAAACUCUUUCUUUCAAUCUUCAGUUCAUAGCUUCUCCUCUCAUUACUCACUCUUUGCAAUGGAUAUUGUGACUGCUGUUGGAGGCUCUAUCCUCUCCGUUUGCUUUCAGGGGCUCCUCCACAGGUUGAACUCCAUUGACUUUAUGAAAUAUAUAGGCCAAGGGCAAGUCUUGACUCAACUCAAGAAGUGGGAGAAGAUGCUCAAGAGAAUUCAUGCGGUGCUUGAAGAUGCAGAAGAGAAGCAGACGGCAAAUCGAUUGGUGGAGAUCUGGUUAAGCGAUCUCAGAGACUUGGCUUACGACCUGGAGGAUAUCAUUGAUGAACUUGCCACGGAGGUUCAGCGACACAACUUGGAAGACAAAUCUGUUCGUACAAAUAAUAAGGUGCAAAAUUGUUUCUCUAUCAUGUGUAAUGGGGUGAAUGUAAAUCUAAAUACUGUUAAGUUUAAUGCUGAGAUGGUUGCUAAGAUAGAGAAAGCUGGUGCUAGAUUAGAUGAGAUCAUAAAGCAAAAAGAUGAACUCCGUUUAGCAGAGUAUACUAGAAGGAGGGUCAGCCAUGUGACGGAAAGACCGCCCUCAACCUCUUUGGUCAAUGAAGCGAAGGUUUAUGGUAGGGAGGAAGAUAAGAAGGCGAUGCUGAAAUUGUUGAAUGCUGAGACAAAUGAUGCGGAGGUCUCUGUGAUUCCUAUAAUUGGGAUGGGUGGCCUCGGCAAGACAACUCUAGCUCAGCUUGUCUACAAUGAUGCCACAUUGGAGUUUGAUUUGAAAGCCUGGGUUUCUGUUGGUGAAGAUUUUGAUGUUUUCAGGGUCACCAAAACAGUUCUUCUUCAAAUGGGAGAUAGUGGUGAUGAUGAAGAUUUGGAUUCACUCCAGGUAAAAUUGAAGCAAAAGUUGCUUAAACAAAAGUUUUUAGUUGUUCUGGAUGACGUCUGGACUGAGAACUAUGAGCAAUGGACUGUGUUUCGGAGUCCUUUUGAAGCAGCGACGCCUCAAAGCAGAAUUAUCGUCACAACUCGCAGUUUGGAGGUUUCAUUGAUGAUGGGUACUACUCCAGCUUAUCCUCUAAAGGAACUAUCGUAUGAUGAGUGCUUCAACGUGUUUGCCCAACAUGCUUUGGGAGCAACUAGUUUUAAGGAGCACUUGGAGCUGAAAGAAAUGGGUGAGGAAAUUGUCAAAAGAUGUGGAGGAUUACCUUUGGCAGCAAAAGCUCUUGGAGGCAUCUUAAGGGGUAAACCAAAUCCUAAUGUGUGGAAGGAAUUGUUGAGCAGUGAGAUAUGGGAAUUACCAAACAACAAAAGCAAUAUUCUUCCAGCCUUAAGGUUGAGCUAUCUUCAUCUUCCACCUCAUUUGAAGCAGUGUUUUGCUUAUUGCGCAAUAUUUCCAAAGAAUUAUGAAGUUGACAAGGAUGAAUUGGCUUUAUUAUGGAUGGCUGAGGGUUUCUUUUAUGACCAGAAGGAAAUGAAGGAUUGUGAAGGUUUGGGUCAUAAAUAUUUUGAUGAUUUAUUAUCAAGAUCAUUUUUUCAACAAUCUAAUGAUAAUAAAUCGAAAUAUAUAAUGCAUGACUUAAUUCAUGAUUUAGCUCGCUUUGUUAGUAGAGGAACAUGUUUGCAUUUGGUUGAUAAGUUGGAGAGUGCAAAAUUAUAUGCAAAGAUUCGACAUUCGUCAUUUAUUCCUCAUGGCCGAAAUACUUUUCAAAGAUUUGAAAGCUUUUAUGGAAUGAAAAGCUUGCGGACAUUUUUAUCAUUGAGUUACACUAAUGAGCAGUACUUCACUCCUAGAUACUAUUUAUCUAGUAAUGUGAUGCAUGAUUUGGUGCCAAAAUUAAAAUGCUUAAGGGUGCUAUCUCUAACUCAUUAUGAGAUUGUGGAGUUGCCGGAUUCAAUUGGUGCCUUAAAGCACUUACGCUACCUUGACUUGUCGCGUACUAAAAUCAAAAGGUUGCCUGAAUCUGUGGAUAAACUUCUCAACUUACAGACAUUGAAGUUGCGUGAUUGUUUUGAGCUUAUUGAGUUACCAAGAGGCAUCUGCAAUUUACUCAACUUGCGGCAUCUUGAUAUUAUCGGCACAUUGGAGUUGCAAGAUAUGCCACCACAUAUCGGUAAUUUGACUAGUCUUUGCACGUUGACUAAGUUUGUGGUGGGGACAAUCAAUGGACGAAUAACAGAGUUGAAGAAACUGAAUCUACAAGGGCAACUUCAUAUUACAAGUUUGAAGAAUGUGUUAGAUAUUGAAGAUGCAGAUUUUGCCAAUUUGAAGGAUAAGCCUGGUAUCACUGAAUUAAACUUGGAUUGGGUUGAUGACGAUGAAUUUUCCUCUGGUUUUGGGAAUUCAAGUGAUGAAGAACAAGUUCUCAACUCAUUACGGCCACAUCAAUGUCUGUCAAGCCUCUCAAUUAGUUCAUUUGGUGGAAAGGAAUUCCCAUCGUGGCUUGGAGAGCCUUCAUUCUCUAGCAUGGUGGAGGUGGAGCUGACCAAUUGUUGUCAAAUCAAAUUAUUGCCACCACUCGGACAAUUGAAGUCAUUAAAAAAGUUGAGCAUAGAAGGAUUGAGUGCAGUGAAAGAAGUAGGUGUUGAGUUUUACAACGAUGAUUCAUGCUUUUCUUGUUUGGAGACACUAGAGAUUAGUCAUAUGUAUCAGUGGGAGCUAUGGUCAUGGUCUAAUGGUCUGUGUGAGGAUUCUGUGGCAAAAUUUCCUAAGUUACGUGAGCUUCGAAUAGUAUAUUGCCCCAAGUUGGUUGGAAAAUUGCCAUCUUUCCUUCCUUCCUUGGAAAAAGUUGAUAUUUGUGAUUGCCAGCUGUUAGUUGAUUUACCAAAAGUACUUCCAUCUCUUCUAACACUCUCUAUCAGUAGAUGUCAAGAGAGUGUGCUCAGGAGUGUGUCUAAUGCCACCUCUCUCACUACCUUAAAAAUUGAAGGUGUGUCAGGGUUGGUGAGAUUGGAUGAAGCCCUUACAAAGACCUUGGGGUCACUCGAAGUUUUGGAGAUUUGGAGUUGUGAUGAGCUGAGAUACUUGUGGGCUGAUGGAACCAAUUUAGACUAUCUUACUAGUCUAAAGCGUUUGGAAAUUGUUGAAUGUAAUCAGCUUGUGUCAUUGGUAAAUGGAGAGGAAGGGCUUUUGCCUUGCAAUCUUGAAGUUUUGGAGGUAUACAAGUGUCCUAAUCUGAAGGAGUUGUCCAGUGGGCUGAGCAACCUUAAGUCUCUCAAUGAUUUGAGAAUCAGCUCAUGUGGAAGUUUAGUCUCCUUCCCAGCAAGGGGUUUGCCACACAACUUGAUACGCCUUAUAAUCGGAAGGUGUGGUUCUUUGGAGUCAUUGCCCGAGGGAAAUGUGGGUCACUGUAAUUACAGUAGCGAGAUGUCUCAUCUAGAGGAAUUGUAUAUCUAUGAAUGUAAAUCUCUCAGGUCCUCUCUGAAUGGCAAGUAUCCUGAUUCCCUUAAGACUCUUAAUAUUCGCAAUUGGACGACACAAUCAUUAAACUCCCUAUAUUAUGGGCUUUCUCAUCUCACAAUAUUACAAAUUUGGAAUUGUCCUCAAUUAGAGUCAUUUCCAGGGAUGGAAUUGCACAUCCCUACUCUUAACUCUUUACAAAUUUGUGAUUGUGAAAGAUUGAGGUCUCUCUCCAGUCAUAUGCAAAACCUACAGUGCCUCCAAUAUUUACAAAUAUCCACCUGUCAUCAAUUAGAAUUGUUCCCAAAAAUGGGAUUGCCCAACCCAAUGCUUGUUUCUUUUCAGAUUUAUGGAUGCAAAAAUUUGAGGUCUCUACCCAAUCACAUGCAGCACCUCACUUCCCUUAGAUCUCUGAAGGUAUCAUAUUGCAGAGGUAUGGAGUCCUUAACAGAAGGGUGUUUACCUCCAAACCUAUCUGAACUUUCGAUCUAUGAAUGCUUGAAUCUGAAGCAACCAAUGCCAGAAUGGGGACUCCACAGACUCGCUUCUUUUAAAAAAUUGACCAUCCAUGACUCGGGUUCAACUAGAGAUAUGGUUUCCUUUCCAGAUGAUGAUGGCUUACUGCUUCCCACAUCUCUAACUGACCUCAGAAUCUCUAAAUUCAAGAAUCUGAAAUCUAUAUCCAGGGGUAUCCAAAAGCUCAUCUCUCUUCAAGAAUUAGAUAUUCAGUUAUGCUGGGAACUCCAUUCCAUCCCAGAUGAGGGCUUCCCUGCUACACUGGAAGAACUAUCUGUUUCCUGCUGUCCUCUACUGCAAGACCGUUGCUUAAAAGAUAGAGGAGGAGAUUACUGGCCUAUUAUUUCUCAUAUCCCCCGUAUCCGGAUAAAUUAAUUAAGGCUCUGCAGUACCCCAACAAUCAGACUUCUGUUGUGAGUUGGGACAAACAAGGAAUUUUGUAUCUGCAGCAUUCCAUCAAUCAGGUAUUUGCAACUUAUUUUGUAAUUUGUUAUUGUAGGAUCAUUUGCAUGCUUCUCGAGAGUGAAUGUCCCGUUUCUUGUAAAAAUUAUGCUGCCUGAAACUUUUGCCUAAAUUUGAUUUAGGCGCUAUUGGUUUUCUAGAUGAAGCAAGUUGUUCUGGUUUGCAUUUUGUAGUCUAUCCUGGUUUUCCAGCCCAUCUUACUCCAAAAUUGCAAGUCCAAAUGUGAGCAUCAAUUCCUAAAAGAGUCCAAUUCUAUUUGCUUAACUUUCAUGUUUGGAAACUCUGUUGAGUGGUAUGCAUUUUUCAACAAUUGAAAGUCAAAGUGAGUAAACAUUCACUUAGUGGCGAUGGUGUGGCCAUUCUUUAAAACCAAAAAGAUAAUUUAAAUUACAUAACUUCAAUUCACCUUUCAAUAAUUUCAAACGCUCAAAUUUAAUUGAAUUUUAUUAUUAUAAGAACAAUAAUUCCAUAAAUGUGAAUUCAUGGACUCUUGACAGAAUUGAAUUGAAUUCUACAACGUGAUUUGUUUUAAACUCUGUUACCAAACAUGAUUUUGCUUUUGAGUACAUUAUAAUGUGAAGGAAGAUGUUACUGCCUCUGAUAAUGUGUAAGCUGCUUGAUUGUGCUGGAGGUAUUUUUCAGUUUGUUCUUUUUAACUCGUCUACUAUUCAAUUAUUUGGUUCUCCAAUGAAAUUUUUUCUGUACAUACAAAUUUUCAGCAUAUGAGCCAGCGCUGCUGUCAAAUGUAUACAGAGAUCAAUAUUCAAAUCACAAAAGCAAAGGAAAAGAUCAAUUUUCUUCCAACUGAAAUUCAUUUGUGAUAAUCCAUAUUAUUUCUAACUGUUUGAUCAGGGAAUUUCAGCUUCUUGGAAACAAAUGGAAGAAUCAUCUUCCCUUCCUCCCUGAAUCAGAAUUUCUCAUAUAGCUGCUUCCUUUCAGAGAAAUGGUAGAAAGUGAGCUCAAGACUUCAUCAGAGCAGGGUGGGAUUCAUUGAAAAUGCUAAUAGGAGAAUGCUUCCAAUUUCAUAAUAUUAUCAAAGGGACAUUUGAAGAGUUAUUUAAAAUGAGAUUCAGGCAUAGCCAUCUUGAAAAUCAAGAAAGUAGCUUUUUCCAAUGAUCCUGGCUGUGUUUUAUGCGCAGAUUGUAAUCUUCUAGUCUCAACAAAAGAUCAAUAAUGCAUCCUCAGCUAUGCACGUAUGAAGAGUAGCCUUGCUGUUCUCUAUUUUGUGUUCUCUUUAUUCUAAAAUUUUCAUUCCUUCAUUAAGCUUCCAAACUAGUUUAAGGGACUGAUUAUUGGAGCUUCAUGAUUGGAACAAAUUUCAGUGGAAGAAAUGGUGACAAUGUUGUAAUUCUAAUUUCACUUCUUGCCUAGAAGCUUGAAGUGUUUUUUGUUAAGAUGGUUAUUAUCUUUCACUGUUGCAA
Hevea brasiliensis (rubber tree) is the source of this 5929-nucleotide messenger RNA. RefSeq names its product putative disease resistance RPP13-like protein 1. The transcript is spliced from 3 exons. The record is from RefSeq and is a predicted model, not a curated record. Gene Ontology annotation, biological process: defense response to other organism. Gene Ontology annotation, molecular function: ADP binding; protein binding. NCBI's taxonomy places the organism in Eukaryota, Viridiplantae, Streptophyta, Magnoliopsida, Malpighiales, Euphorbiaceae. Bases 207 to 4421 code for a protein of 1404 amino acids.